Messenger RNA from Trichomonas vaginalis G3, 1352 nucleotides. RefSeq names its product DNA/RNA polymerases family. The transcript has a single exon. NCBI's taxonomy places the organism in Eukaryota, Parabasalia, Trichomonadida, Trichomonadidae. The annotation marks the transcript as partial. The record is from RefSeq and is a predicted model, not a curated record.
AUGCUUCAUAAUCUUUCUUUAUCAUCGAAUGCAUCAAUGAUUCGUUACGCGUUAGCAUAUAAGAACUUCAAUCCUAACGAAACAUAUCCAGAAGAAGAAAAUGUGGAAUCAAGUUUUGAAUUAACAAAAAAGUAUUGGAAAUAUAAAAUUGAAUCAUAUAAGAAACAAGAUGAAAAAGCGGAAAGGGAUACUAAAAACAAUGUUUCAAUGGAUGACUAUCAAUACUAUCACGAUUUAAUCCUUUCAUCUAAAUGCAAAAUGUGUGGUAAAGCGUUUACAUAUGUAAAUAAACCAACAUUGGAUAGAAUCGAUAAUGAAAAACCACAUACCAAAGAAAAUUGUCAGUUAAUGUGUUGUUAUUGCAAUGUCGUAAAAUCAAAUAAAGAUGAAGAUGUUCAACGUUUAAGAAUCAAUUUAAGAAAUUAUGCAUUAAAAAAUAAUUUACCAAUGACUUUAGAUUCAGUUGAAGCUUAUCACAUUCUCCGUAAUGGAAUUACUGGUGGUCUAUCAAAUGUUCAACAUCGUGUUAAUCUUAAAGGAAUCACGCACAUUAAUAAACUUUCAUAUAAUCCAGAAACUAAAACUGUAUCAAAUGAGGACACCACCAACAUUAUGACUCAUUUCGUUGGAGUUGACUUUAAUUCAUUAUAUCCUUCAUCAUUUUCAUCUAAUCCUCAUGAUUUCAUUCAAUAUACUGACCAUAAAAUGUAUAUGCCGGGAAGAUUGAAUGGUGUUAUCAUUUGUGAUACAGCAACAAAGAAAGCAAAAGCACUGGGAAUAAUUAAGAAGAAAAAUACUUUAUUCGUGGCUGAAGUAAAGGGUCACAUUGAUGAAAAAUACAUUAAUGAUUACAUAAACUUUUUACCGAUAAUAAGAAACUUAGAUAUUAUCACAGAUGAAAAAACAAUUGGCAGUUUUAUGUAUAAUUACAUGAAAUCAAACAAUCUACCAGUUGACCAGAAACAGAGGAAAUUAACUCAGUUAGCAUCAACACACAACCAAUAUCAACCAUUUUCUUCUUAUUAUCUUUGGUAUCUAAUAGACAGAUUUCAUUUUAUCAUCGAUGAUAUUCAAUCAAUUUUAACAUUUACGAAAAACACUUGCUUUAAUGAAUUUGCGAACGAAUUUAUGAACGAAAGACAAAAGGCUGAAUUAGAAGGAAAUAAAGGAAAAAGUUUAUUUUGCAAGAUUUCACUUAAUGGAUCAUAUGGUUACGAUGCAAUGAAUACACAAAAUUACACAAAGACUAAAAUAAUGAAUGCACAGAAGUCACGCGUUGCAUGUAUGUCAAAUAAGUUUAAAAACAUAAGAGAAAUAGGAGAGGAUACGUAUCAAGUGAUGCUCAAAGAUAG